This is a messenger RNA of Onychostoma macrolepis, 5587 nucleotides long. RefSeq names its product sialate:O-sulfotransferase 1 (gene wscd1a). The transcript is spliced from 9 exons. Gene Ontology annotation, molecular function: sulfotransferase activity. Bases 783 to 2513 code for a protein of 576 amino acids. The record is from RefSeq and is a predicted model, not a curated record. NCBI's taxonomy places the organism in Eukaryota, Metazoa, Chordata, Actinopteri, Cypriniformes, Cyprinidae.
CAGUCUCCCCUACAGGUACGUUUUGUGUAACGGAUUCCUUGAAAGUGCUACAGAUGCUCCGGUCCCAAACUCUCUCCUCCCAGUGUGGUCUGGUCCCUCUCUCUCUCUUUCUGCGCAUGCGCACACGGGCAGCGCUGUCCGACUUAAAAACAGCUGGGCUCUUACGUGCGUUCACACAGUGAAACGUGGGACUGCAAAGCAAAGGGAACACGGCAACGGAUUUAGAUAAGGAUUAUCGCUGUUAUAGUGGUUUCACAGCUAUGCAAAAUAAGAAAAUGCAAGAGGAUUAGUGACACACAUCAAGUGGAGCAAAAUAGCAAAACAGAGUGAGAAAGCGAGAUGCGGCUCGCCUCAGAGAUGAAAGAGAUGCUCAUGUUCAUGAAGAGACAUUCAACACAAGGAAAUCUCAAGCUCUGAAAAACAUUUAAUAUGCUACAAGAUUGUUAUUCUUCACUGCCGACGGGUAGUAGCGAAAGGUUCCCCGAAGUCUUUGAGCCGUAAGAGCUCCGAGUACAUUCUGCCACAAGUACUUCUGUCAUCAAGGGGAUGUAACGCCACAGUCGAGUUUUCACUUAAUCCUCUCACAGGUAAACGGCGGGACAUUUUGCCGGAGGAAUUUUGCGCUCAAAGAGUUUUUAAACAGAAUGUGAAUAAGGUAUCACUGGUAGAGCUUGCUAGAGAAUGAAGCACCUUAAAUAGGUCUCUGCCUUUUCUUGUUGGAACAAUGGCAGCAUGAAAUCGUAGACUCGAGUUUUUUUUCACUUACCUGGAAGGAGGGCAACAUGGCAAAGCCCUUCUACAGGCUUCAGCGCUUCUUGCGACGGACUCAGCUGCUCUUCUUUUUCCUUGGUGUUGCAUACAUUAUGGCUGGAAGUGUCCUCCUUCUACAGAGGCAUGGAUUGGUGGUGUCACAGCGUGGGACGAGCAGUUACUUUCCACUGCCAUCUUUGCCAUCUCCUCCCAGGGCCCUGGAGGCACCUGCCCUCCGGACAAGUUAUGGAAUAAUGGGAGCUCGACUCUCUGGAAAGGGGGUGGGACACCAAAGCGUUUUAUCUGAAGACAACGCUGGACCACAAUGGCUGAUCUCACGAAACCAGGAGAUCCGAUAUCUGAGACGCCGCUGGUUCCACAGCCUCAUGUCCGAACAGGAAGCAUCCAGAGUGGAGAAAGUUCUUCCGAAAAGAAAAAUCCGACACAAAGGCACGUACAUCGGCUGCUUUCUGGAUGACGCCAAAGACCGGGCGCUCAAAGGGAUGGUGUUUUAUGACUUCCGGAAAAUGACCAGCACCUUGUGUCAAGACACCUGCACGGAAAGUGGGUACCAGUUCGCUGGCCUUGAAUAUGGGUCCGAGUGUUACUGUGGAAACCGCAUCACAAGCACUCGGAUGAAAGAGGAGGAGUGUAACUUGGACUGCAAAGGCGAAAAGGGGGCGAUCUGUGGAGGUGUGUCCCGUCUGUCCGUUUACAAGGUGGAGGAGGUUCUUCCUGGCCAGCGGAGAUACAGGAACGUGCGCUACCGGGGCUGCUUCAAAAAACCUGACAACACAACAGCAGCUUCUCUGGCUCAUGCCAUCCAGCCCAACCUCACCUCCCAGUGGUGCAUCGAGACCUGCAUGGAUCAGGAGUUUCCUCUGGCCCUGGUCAGGAAGCCCGACUGUUUCUGUGGCUACACCACUCCUCGCUUCACUCUUCACGAGCCGGUGAAAGAGGAGCUCUGUGCUGUGGAAAACAGCAGUCUGCCUACCCAGGGUUCCCAUCAGCUCUUCCUCCAGGUUUAUCAGACACCUGUUCAAGAUUCCAGAUGCACAGAGAAGAAGUUUCUACCUGAGAAGUCCAGCUCACUGGUGGCUUUGUCCAGUUUUCCUGGUGCGGGGAACACCUGGGUGAGGCACCUGAUCGAGCUUGCCACAGGCUACUACACAGGCAGUUACUACUUUGACGGCACCCUCUACAAUAGAGGCUUCAAGGGUGAGAAAGAUUACUGGAAGAGUGGAAGAACCAUCUGUGUGAAGACACAUGAGAGCAGCCAGCGGGAUAUAGAGAUGUAUGACUCAGCAAUACUGUUGAUAAGAAACCCCUACCGCUCACUCAUGGCUGAGUUCAACCGCAAGUGCGCCGGGCAUCUUGGUUACGCUUCUGAUCAGCACUGGAAGAGCAAAGAGUGGCCCGAAUUUGUGGGUAGUUAUGCCUCCUGGUGGGCUUCUCAUGUGUUGGACUGGCUGCGUUAUGGAAAGAAACUUCUGGUGGUGCACUAUGAGGAGUUGCAGGAGUCACUGGUGCCCACAUUACGAUCCAUCACUUCCUUCCUCAAUACCCGUGUCAGUGAAGAGCAGCUCCUCUGUGCUGAGUGCAACAAGGAUGGCCACUUCAAGCGCUCAGGUGCGCGACGGCCCACCUUUGACCCCUUCACCCCAGAUAUGAAACGGCUGAUUGAUGGAUACAUCAGCACUGUGGACCAGGCCCUCAGAGCCAGCAACCAUUCUGGUUUGCCAAAGGAGUAUCUCCCAAGAUGAUAAGUCCAGAACUAGAGUACAGGACUGUCUGUCUCGCUCAAGAUCCAGUGCUACAAACUAUGAUGCCCAGAAGAUAUUUUGAUACGUUAUUUCCUCACAUACUGAGGUCAGAAAUAAUGCCAUAUGACGCUGGUGUGCUUCAAGAUCGUCAUGUUUUAACGGCGGUAUAUGGAUCAGUCUGUAAAAGGAAGCAAAGUUGAACUUGGUAAGAAAUUAGAUGUGACAAUUGCAGACUUCAACUUGAGACUCAUAAAUGUCUCUAGUCAGAGGCAAAAUAAGUUCUCCUUCCUCCUUUGGGAGGAAAUUUGAGCACUUAAUUACAUACUUCAACUACAAGUCAACAAGAGGCAUAAUAAACAACAGAUGUAAUUGCUUAUGAACUAAUCCGACAUGUACCGUAGAUGAUAAUGACAUGUCUACCACAAUAACAACAUCAUUUUAUUACUACACAGUGACUUUCUUACUUUGUAGGGACAAUUUAGACCAUUUACAAAGCUGAUUUCAUAAAUGCUAGGAUAAAUGUAACCUAUUAGUGGUCUGUAACCACAGACACUGCAAAAAUUAUUUUAGUAUUUUUGUCUUUUUUGGUAAAACAUCUUUACCAUUCUUAAAACAAGAUAUAUUUACUUUGACAAGCAAACUGACAUAAAUAUAAAAGUCUAAAAAUUAAAACAAAGAACAAAUGGGGUAACCUUCGAAUUAAGUUUUUUUCUUACCCAAUUUAUCUAUUGGCAGAUAUUUUUCUUGUUUUAAGUAUCAACUCCCUUAAUUUAGAUUACAUUUUUUUUUUUUUUUUUUUCAGAAAACAAGACAUACAAGUAAUUUUGCUUCUCAAGUAAAUUUAUCUUGAUUUAACAUCAUUAAACAUUCUUUUUUUUGUAGUGUAUUGAGGACAGGGAUGAGGACAAUGUUGAUAUUCGAGAAUCAAGUAUUGAAAAAGUCAUAUUUAUAGACCACAAAACUAAAUAUUAAGUUCAACAUAUCUAUGAUAUAACAGCCCUGAUAGAAACGGAAUGUAAUACUAUGUUGUGGAGUAGUAGAAUAACAAACACAUUUUCUUUCAAACCUUUAGGAUCAAGAAAAUAUGACAUGGCAAACAGACUUAGCAUACAUCAAAGUCAAACGAAUAGUGACUGUCCCCAUCCCACUAGAUUCCUUCAGAAUGGAACGAAAGCUUUCAGCUGGACUAGACAAGACUUGCCUUGCGGAAUGACGCUAGCCUGAUGCUAAUCCUCCCAGAGCUGAUUAGCACGCCACCAGCAUGCUCCAGAUGUGUCUGGAUUAAAGCGCUGGUGUAAUACUCUUUUGCACAUUGCCAAACUGGGAUCAGCUGCAAAUUCAGACAAUGUCACUGUAGUGCUAGUGGCAGGAAUCCCACCAGGGGGCUGUUUCUGCUGAGUUAUUCAACAAGACGCAAAAGAUCAAUUGGUUAGCAUCGUUCAGCGUAGGCUAAAUAAACAUUUCUCACUGUUUGAGUUUGGUCCAUAAUUUAAUACCAAUGAGUAGGGUUACAUAGAGCUGGAGUGUGUAACUUUAAAUAAACGCUCCCCCCAUUUGUCAUUGGUCUGAAAAAAUUACAUCACUGGUUCAGUCUGUGUUGCUAUGCUGGACUGGUUGGGGUGUUCAAAGAAAAAAGAGCCAUGUUUAAUAGUGCCAUAGCCAUACUGUUUACAAUUUUUGGAUGAAUCAACUAAGCUGGGAUGGAAGAAAGUUUUUAAUGCUGGAAAACACACACACACACACACACACACUUAGAGGAUAGUUAAUCCGAAAUCAUUUAUAGUGAUAUUUUAGUAGGAUUUAUAUACUUAUUUUGAAUUAGCUUUUUUAUUCAGCAUUCAUUUUAGAUUUAGUAAUUUUGGUAUGUGCUUUUAUAAUUUUUAAUUUUAAUAUAUAUUUUUAUUUAGCUUUAAUUUAUUUUCUUCUCUUCUAUUUUUAGUAUUUAUUUAAGUUAACAUUUAUAAUUUUUUUGCUGUUUUUUUUUUUUUUUAAAGUUUUUCAUCUAAUAUUAAUAUUUCAUUUUAUUUCACUUUUAAUUAAAUUAACAAAAAACAUUUAGUUUUAGUUAACAACACUGUUCCAAACUGGCAUGACUUUCUUUCUUCUGCAGAACACAAAAGAAGAUAUUUUGAAGAACGUCCAUACAAUAAAAGUCAGUAGGGUCCAAAAAUAACACUGGACCUGUUUGUCUUCCAUUAUUCAAAUGUGUGUGUGUGUGUGUGUGUGUGUGUGUGUGUGUGUGUGUGUUCCAUAAACUAAAAAACGUCAAACGAUGACAUGAGGGUGAGUAAAUGAUAACAGAAUUGACAUUUCUGUGUGAACUAUCCCUUUAAGCCUUUAUUAACUAUAAAUUGUCAAAUUUCUUUGGCACCCAUGACAUUUUUAGGCCCUUAAGGGUUCCUGAAAAGAGAUAUACAUCAGGGAGCUUCACAGAAGGAUAAUUAAUGAGCCAUAUAUAAGGUUUAAUGAAAUAUAUCAGAUUUCGCUUUAGGUUGGUUCUAUAAGCCUCUGCUGUGGAGAAUAAAAUGCUCUGCGCCCCAUAUGAAUUAUAAAUGAAAUCCAUUGCACCCCCACUGUGAUUUCCUGCAGGCUUGGUGCUGAGGUCAUUGUGUCUUGCCUGGAGAACUGUGACAGAUUAAUGUCUAAAUGAAACAGAAUUUUAUUUCCGUGCAUAUCUUGUAGAUCGCUGCAGUAUACGGUGCACACAUGCGCUACAUCGAUAUGUGUAAGGUAGUGUGGUUGCAUAUGUCUUUUGUGUGUGUGUGUGUGUGUGUGUGUGUGUGGGUUUGCACGCACAGUUGUGUUCAUGUGCCUCAUUCCAUGGACAAAAAAAUCAAAUUUUUUCAUGAAUUAUGUUUGCUGAACUUUCCACAGCAGCAAAUAGGUUCUUUUUCUGCCGUCCUAGGGCAAAGGAACAAGAGGCAUAAUGAGCUCAAGUCUUCUUUUUUUAUUUUCAUAAACUCUCUUGAUGUCGGUCAGACUCUGUGACUGCUAUUCACUUGUGUGAAUGCUAUUGAGAGGGGCCGGCCCCCAAGGUUUUACUGCUGUUGUGAAAACACAAUGAAUAAAAUUCA